AUGACACGCGCACGGCAGACCAUUUCCUUUGCGCUACUUGUCUCAUCUGCCUACCUCCUUCUCGCCCUACCUUUAUUGACAAAUGAUUCGCCAAUACCCUCAAUACUGCCCACCAAACUCCAAGUGGAGAUCAUUCCAGUUCUGCCCAUCUGGGCUAUUGUGAGCCUGGGUGCCUACCUUCUGGGACGGCUUGGUCUUGGGGUUAUACGAUUCAACGACACGGAGGAAGCCUACAAAGAGCUCACGGCACAACUGGGCGCUGCGCGGAAAAGCUUGGAUAACAGAAAAGUCCGGUGGGACUAA
Cladophialophora yegresii CBS 114405 is the source of this 303-nucleotide messenger RNA. RefSeq lists its product as uncharacterized. Lineage: Eukaryota; Fungi; Ascomycota; Eurotiomycetes; Chaetothyriales; Herpotrichiellaceae. Bases 1 to 303 code for a protein of 100 amino acids. The record is from RefSeq and is a predicted model, not a curated record. The transcript has 2 exons. Gene Ontology annotation, biological process: GPI anchor biosynthetic process. Gene Ontology annotation, cellular component: dolichol-phosphate-mannose synthase complex; endoplasmic reticulum membrane.